Messenger RNA from Cuscuta epithymum, 1056 nucleotides. Lineage: Eukaryota; Viridiplantae; Streptophyta; Magnoliopsida; Solanales; Convolvulaceae. The record is from the annotation of a GenBank genome assembly.
CAAGAAUUUACCUUUUUGAGAAAUUAAUACUAUUACAUCAUAAUUCAUAUCACAAAAUCCUUGAUAAAUUAUUAUUCUUUUUUAAUGAAAAAAACAAAAAAAAUGUCCUAUACCACUGUUUGAAUCGGAAAGCCGCCUGUAGUGACGCCGUGACGGUAUCCUUUCUCCUGAUGAUUCGAACUCUUAAUUUUCGCCUUUCUUCUCUCCAGAGCGCGCAAGGUUCAUUGAAGGCUAUCUGUCAAGGCUUCAACAGAAACCAUGGAGAUGGACGCUCAACUAUUUCUCUAGAUGGCAUACUACAGGGUCAUGUUGGAGUGACAUCAAAUAGAAAUGUCUAUAAUGGUAUUAGGACUUUUUGUACUACUGAAGACAUGUCACUCAAGAAAUGCAUCCCAUGCAACUCAAAGGACAUGAAGCCUAUGACUGAAGAAGUCGCGAAUAUCUUGAUGAAGCCGGCACCUCAAUGGAGUUUGGUGAAUGAUGGUGGAGUAAUGAAGCUGCACAGGUCCUGGAAAGUUAAAACGUUUGUGAGAGGAAUGGAAUUUUUAAAUCUGGUUGCCAGUCUUGCAGAGAUAGAAGGUCAUCAUCCAGAUCUCCAUCUUGUAGGAUGGAACAAUGUGCAAAUCGAUAUAUGGACACAUGCUGUGGGUGGACUUGCAGAAAAUGAUUUCAUACUUGCUACGAAGAUUGAUAGGCUGGAUGUGCAGAGUCUUUUGAGGAUUCAAGUUCCUAAAUAAGUUGCUGGUUCGAAUCCAUAGUUUUCUCCAACAUUGGUGUUCCAGACCAUCAUUAGAUCACUUGUUUGUUUUUAAGAAUUAUGAAUUAAAAGGCAAGAAUGGAUUUGAAACUUCUAGGCUUCUAGCCUUAGGGCUCCAGCCCAUAAAAACUUUCACUUUUGGCACCGGAAUUAAGAAAGUGAAAUUUAUGAUAGAAAUGUAUUCAGACAGCAACAAUAUCAAAUUAUCAACUACAUAAUUCUUUUUUCAUAUUUUCACUUUCUAUAUAAAAAAAUAAAAAAUGAGAUAGCAUAAUAUAAUAGCAUAGCUUAGCUCUGGA